This is a messenger RNA of Dreissena polymorpha, 5333 nucleotides long. Its product is annotated as multiple epidermal growth factor-like domains protein 10. Lineage: Eukaryota; Metazoa; Mollusca; Bivalvia; Myida; Dreissenidae. The transcript is spliced from 15 exons. Bases 749 to 2299 code for a protein of 516 amino acids. Gene Ontology annotation, molecular function: scavenger receptor activity. The record is from RefSeq and is a predicted model, not a curated record.
UUACUUCCUGAGAUGUAUUUCUACUGGGAUGUUUUACAAGCGGAUGUUUCCGUAUAUGAGUUUGCUUUGAUAUACUCGACGUUUAAUAAGACAUUUUUAUAAGAUCAGUAGCGGGGUUUCAGCGGUAAUUUGAUUUAUAAUGUCUGCGCAAGAAACGAUUGCUUUGUUUAUAUUUGGAUGUUUACUCAGGUCAUGGACAAACGCAGAUCUUAUCCAGAUCCCUAGCUCGGCCGUUAUUGUGACAUCGAAUGGUACUCCAUGGGACAACUGGACCGCAGAUAAAGUCAACCAGGGCUCAUAACGUCAAGACGCUAACGACUGUAAGUGUUGUGCCGCACUAGCAAGACCGUCGUGGGUGCAAUUGACACUGAACAAGACGUAUAUUGUGGAAAAAGUUCUUGUUCUGGGACGAACUGAUAAUUCUUCUGUCCAGUUUGCCCAAAUAACCUUGUCGAUGGGUUUAAUGACAGAAUCUCUUCAGGACGAACAAUUCACAAUUAAAAAUGAUACCGUUGCGGAGAAGUGGUUACAUCCUCCACGUGAAAUACAGUCUGUACGGAUUAUGGGCAGUAAGAGUGGCAGCGAACCUUAUAUGACAAUAUGCGAGAUAGUGAUAUUCAGACAAACAGACUGCCCACUCGGACGUUACAGCGUUAACUGUUCCAAGCAAUGUCAUUGCCAUGUGGGCUCAUGCGACAGUGUAACAGGUGCAUGUUGGAACAGGAUAUGUGAAGACUGAUGGAAAGGAAUGGCGUGCAAUGAAACUUGCGGUCUAGGUAUGUUUGGUCUUAACUGCACCUCCCCCUGCCAUUGUCUACAUGGGGCAAGCUGUGACCAUGUAUCAGGCAACUGUCCUGGUGACCAAUGUGCACCUGGAUGGACUACUAGUAACUGUAGUGUUGCCUGCGAAUCGGGAUCAUACGGACAAAACUGCUCCAUGGACUGUCACUGUGACAAGUGUCAUCACAUCGAUGGAUCCUGCGCAAUGUCUUCUCAAUGUCACGAUGGAUACAUGAUGGAUAACGGUUUCUGUAAACACCGCAUCCAGAUCCCUAGCUCGGCCGUUAUUGUGACAUCGAAUGGUACUCUAUGGGACAACUGGACCGCAGAUAAAGUCAACCAGGGCUCAUUACGUCAAGACGCUAACGACUGUAAAUGUUGCGCCGCACUAGCCAGACCAUCGUGGGUGCAAUUGACACUGAACAAGACGUAUAUUGUGGAAAAAGUUCUUGUUCUGGGACGAAGCGAUAAUUUUGUGCAGUUUGCCAAUAUAACAGUGUCAAUGGGUUUGAUGACAGAAUUUCUUCAGGACGAACAAUUCACAAUUAAACAUGAUACCGUUGCGGAGAAGUGGUUAAAUCCUCCACGUGAAAUACAGUUUGUACGGGUUAUGGGCAGUGGCAGUGGCUAUUAUAUGACAAUAUGCGAGAUAGUGAUAUACAGACCAACAGACUGCCCACUCGGACGUUACAGCGUUAACUGUUCCAAACAAUGUCAUUGCCGUGUGGGCUCAUGCGACAGUGUAACAGGUGCAUGUUGGAAUGGGAACUGUGAAGACGGAUGGAAUGGAAUGGCAUGCAAUGAAACCUGUCAAUCGGGAUCAUACGGACAAAACUGCUCCAUGGACUGUCACUGUGACAAGUGUCAUCACAUCAAUGGAUCCUGCGCAAUGUCUUCUCAAUGUCACGAUGGGUACAGAAUGGAUAACGGUUUCUGCAAACCCAAUGAAGAUACUAAGCAAUCGUUGACAAUUAUAUGGAUUGUAACGACAUUGGGGCUAUGUCUGCUGGUAGUUGGCGUCACCAUUGCUAGCCUGUGUAUCCGAAGGAAGAAAAUAGAGGCAAAAAAGAAAGCUCUGAAAACCGCUCAACAGAUCGAACUUCAACCAUCGAAUAGAGCUCAAGUCUUGCCCGACGACACUCAUGACGAUAACAUCGUGCAUUAUGAGGUCGUCCCUGACGCCAUUACAAAGCACGAGGCGACCUCAAUGUACGAGUCUCUCCAGAUGGCAGAUAUGCAUCUGUACUCUGGUUUGCGGGAAGCCAUGCCCAUGUCCCCAGCACCGUUUGAUGUAUUGGGCCUAAUUGCUGAGAGCAAAACUCCAGUUAGAAGGCAUUUUGCACUGGCAGAAGAACUGGACAAUGCCACUUCAUUCGAGUCAAAGUACACGACGGCCGAAGAGGAGGAAAAUGACAACGCAGCAGAGACCAAUUACGCAGACUUCGAACUGUUAGAGAAUGACAGUGAAGAAGGAAACAACUAUGAAGCCGUAAACAAAGAGUACCAGUUUGUCAAGUAGGGUACACAAACAUGUAUUGCUUCCGAAAAGGCAUAUUUGUUCAUAGCUUGAACUUAAUAUGCGUCAAUUUUAAAGUCCUCAAUUCAAAUUAACUUUUAAGGUUUACAGGUAUAAAUAUUUGACCCCGUAAUCAGGGGUGCUUUAUCAAAAUACACGCCCGAGAAUGAAAUCCCUUGGUUUCAGCAUAUUCGGUAUACAGCCGUCACGCUCAUUAUUAGGACGUAAUUUUGUUUAUUAAUAUGACGUCAAUUGGUGUUGAUUGUGCUCUUUCGUUGAUUUGUUUUUUGUUAACAAUAAUUGGUGGUGGUGGUGCUGCUAUUUAUUGUAAUGUUUUAAAUAAAUACCGAAUAUUGUGAGAGUAUUAUACGAUCAAUAAAAUACCAGGUGUAAACGUCGAAUACUAAUACGUUUAUUUGUUCGGCAUAAAUAUACGUGCCUACAACAAAGAUUCGUGGUUUAUGUUUUCAAUGCUUCGCUAAAUGAACUGUUAUCAGCCCAUUUCUUUAAUGAGUUUAUGAACUUUGUUACAAGCAGUGAUGGCUGGUAUAUUUUUUUGCCAUGCUUUUCAGCAAAAGAACAAACCAUACUCUUACCAAAACUUUUAAUAAACACUUACGGCUAUUAAUAAAGGAAGUUAUCUUAUUUGAUGAUGAUGUUUGGUCAUUUUGAUUAAUGAUUAUCAUACUUAUCGCCAAUCAUGCACUGUAAACCCUUUGAAAACAAAAACAGUUAUCAUAAUAAAUAUUUUAGAAGAAAAAAUACGUUUUUUUGAUAUUCGUAUUUCAAAGGUAAAAAUUAUGUGUUUGACAUGUUUGAGGUUUGUCAAAUUGCAAUGGUUUGUUUAAUUUUUGUAUUGUUCACAUAAAUUAAUAAAACGUACUAAUUUUUAGGUAACAAUUGAAUUUCUCUGUAAAGUUAUGGAAUAUAGUACUACAAAAUAAACUUCGUUCCACGUUUUUGAGAUAAAAUGGCAUUUUUGACGGUUGUGUUGUGCAAUUUAAGUAUGUUGCCAUGUUAACUUCUUUGGUUCAAGAAUUAUUGUUGACAGUGAUGUUAUGUCUAUAAGUAUAAUAAAGCUAUGAUAGUGUAUACUAUUAUAUAUAAAAAUAUAUUUGAAUGAUUUGACGUUUACUUAUUUGCGUAAGUGUACUGGUACUAAAUAUCAAUUUUAAUACACCUGAUAUGAUUGCUUAUAAAACUACGAGAUGACUGUUUUAUAUGGACGAGAAGGUUUUAUAUUGAACAAAGGAAUCGAAAAUAAAAAUAAAGUGUAAAUACUCAAGCACAAUAGCACUGUAUAAUGUACCCAAUAUGCAAAGCUUUUGUAUUUUGUAUGUUCCCUAAGGGAGGAAUAUAGUUUCCGCACUGUCCUUCAUUUCGUCAGACAGAGUCGGUACGUUUUGGUUUUCCCUUUAUAUCUCAAUAAGUUUUCAUCCGAUCACACUUUGUGCUUUGGAGUUAUGACCCUUGGAGUUCUCAAUCUAGUGCUCUUGUUGAAGAUACAAUUUACACAGAGGAUAUCUCGACAACUUAAAGAGGUAUCUUUUUUGAACUUUAUUUAUAAGCAUUUUUUAUUAAGAUGACGUGCUGUUCACCAUGAAUCGUGCUUUUCUAUUCUGAGAGUAAUUGUCCGUUGGUAACUCAUGCUCCCCUGGUUUAGUGUCAUUUCCAUUUGGGUUUUUUUCCAUUAAAUUUUGUCCGGAACAUAACUGAAAGUGUCACGUCGUGUUAUAUAAAGUGACGAUGACGUAAUGACACAAUACGGGGGUAUUGUGUAAUUCAAAUCUUUUUUCUAGUUUAUUCAUUUGUUUUGCCGCAUAUGUAUUCAUAAUUUAACAAUCGAUGUUUUUUUCAACCAUUAGCCUUUUAAGAUCACUGUCAUUUUAACCAUGUUAAUGGUAGCCAUCUUUUGUAAUUCGUUUAUUAUUCUGUUCUAAUCUACUCGUUUUUUGACAGCAUUUUGUUCUUAUACACAACUAUAAAGUACAAAUAUCAUAAAUACAGGAUCUUGAGGAAUUCAGGAAUUUUGCCAAAGCCAAAGCUCGCUUACACAGGAAUUUCCUUGACGAGUUUAAUAAAAUAUGGUAUGAUAUGGCAACGAGUAUCAGAUGUGUUUUAUCACAUGCUUUUAAAUGAGUAAAUAUUUACGCAAACAUAAUGAUAAAUCCCGAAUGUUGUUUACAUUUCGUGACGUCAUUUGACGUUGCAACGUCAUUUCAGCAAAAUGCGAUUGGUCAAUAAACAAAAACUAGGCCACUGAAAACGCUUUAAAUGUAUAUUACACAUAUCUAAGAUAAAAAUAUAUGUAAUGGUUAUAUUACAUGGGUAACAGGGUAUGACAUGUGAUAAAAACAAAUAUAAGCACGAGUUAAUGUCAAAGCCGGUUUCAAACUACAGCAUUAUUUGAUGUUGAAUGUUUCUUUUAUAAAUUGAAAUGACAUUGUAGUGAACUUACGAAGCAUAUAUAUUCGGGUGGUGUUAUAUGACAGUGAGCAUAAACUGCGUAACGUCUCAAGGAAUGAGUAGCUAAAUUGCUCAACUUGACAUGUUACAUGAAAAUCCAUCUUUUAAAAAGGAGAACAUCCUAUGUUUAAACGCCAAUGUCCUUAUUGCAUGAUUGUAAUUAACUCCUUCUACAAUUGUGUUUCUGAGACGCGCGGAUGUAAUUAUUUGCGUCCUUCCUGUUUGUUUGGGUGUGUGUUUAAUAGGCAAUAUGUAUUGUCGUUAGAGUUUUGCGCUCAUAGAGACAAAUUUCUUGCUAUCGGAGCGGUUAUGCAAUUUUAAUUUCUUUUUGUUUUGUAUAGCAGUAUUUUCUCUUUACAAUUAAAAGUAUAAGUAUUUCAACAAUAAUAGUUACCGUUAUUGUUCAUUAUCCGAUUUAAACAUGUUUCACCAAAUAGUUGUUCAAUAUUACUUUUCAAUCAUUAAUCUGUAAUAGAAAAUACUUUUUUGAAUAUCUCAAUGCUAAUGGUAAUAUAUUAUUUGAUGAUAUGUCAUACUGCUGUAAAAAAGCACAUAAAGUUUUGAACUUAUA